Molecule: messenger RNA, 344 nt
Organism: Staurois parvus
Lineage: Eukaryota; Metazoa; Chordata; Amphibia; Anura; Ranidae
Source: the annotation of a GenBank genome assembly
ACUGACUAACUGCCACUGACAUCACAACAAUGCUAAUAAAAAGCACUGACACUGUACUAAUGAUACUUGGCAGGAAGGGAUUAACAUUUGGGGUCAAAGGGUUAACUGUGAUGUGUGCUGUUUUACAUGAUGUGCUGUGUAUAUUUUACUAGGGAAACAUGCUGUUUGUAUUUCUCUGCUGUGCAGAGAAAUACAAAGCAGCAUGUCCUUGCUGGCAGGAGAAAGACCUGUGUUCACACACUGUUCUCUCCCUCUGUUGGUAAUGCUCUUUAAUCACCGGUACCGGUGAGUAAUUAUCGGCUGGGACCCGCUGAUUGAGAGCCGAGGCCACGAAUAGUGGCGCG